Molecule: messenger RNA, 555 nt
Organism: Rosa rugosa (rugosa rose)
Lineage: Eukaryota; Viridiplantae; Streptophyta; Magnoliopsida; Rosales; Rosaceae
Exons: 3
Coding region: 64-462 (132 amino acids)
Biological process (GO): translation
Cellular component (GO): mitochondrial large ribosomal subunit
Molecular function (GO): structural constituent of ribosome
Source: RefSeq, a predicted model, not a curated record
UUAUAAUCGAACGCCUCCUCUGUUUCCCUGUGUAGUCUUCCAUUUUGGUCUGAGCUUUGAGAAAUGGCUUUGCGCGUGGGAAUGCUCAGGUCCGGCAGAGACCACUUGGCCUCCAUUUUCGGCUUUCGGAGGUGGACCCACAUCGCCGCCAUGCCUCCGCCGUCUUUGUUUGGGUCUGUUCAGAACCGAAUCGCUUCCCCACAUUUUGUUCUGUCGGAAUUCGAUCGGGAGGCAGACACCGGUUUCGGGUUCCCAAGUAUCUCCUUCGGUGGUUUCAUGGAGCUCAUGGCUGUCCCCAAGAGGAAGACUUCUCCCCACAAGAGAGGCAUAAGGAAUGGCCCAAAGGCUUUGAAACCUGUUCGGGUUAUAAUCCGAUGCAAGAGUUGUGGUCGAGUCAAGCUGCCGCACUAUUAUUGUUGCAGUGGACAUAGGGGAAAUGACAGUAAUGGCUCAAUUAGUUAGAUUAGAUGUUGUAUCUGCCUUAUAAGCAUUUGAAGCUUUCUCUGUUGGAUUUGUUCUUUUCCUCUUUCCCAUCAAUAAAGGGUUUGCUAUCAA